CUGUCAUCUGCCUUCCUGUCAUUGCUGUCACUUUCGGCUUAUCAUUCUUGUGGCUCUUGGGGCUCUCGCGUUUAUUUUAAUAAAUUAACUUGAGCAAUAAUGUGGAGCGACACGCUACUGAUAGUAUUCAUCUCCGUAUGCACAGCAUUCUUGGGCGAAGGACUGACAUGGCUACUCGUCUAUCGAACAGAGAAAUAUCAAAAAUUGAAAGGAGAAGUUGAAAGGCAAAGUAAAAAACUGGAGCGUCGUAAAGAAAUCCAUGGUGAUUCACUAGAUAAAUCCCACAAGAAAAAAAUUGAACGUGAUGAGGAAAAGCUGAAAAAUAAUAAUCGGGACUUAUCUCUUGUGAAAAUGAAAUCAAUGUUUGCAACAGGUUUCGCGUUUACAGCACUCUUGAGUAUGUUCAACAGCAUAUUUGACGGGCGGAUUGUUGCACGAUUGCCUUUUGUUCCAAUUUCGUGGAUACAAGGACUAAGCCAUAGAAACCUUCCGGGCGAUGAUUACUCAGAAUGUUCAUUCAUUUUUCUAUAUAUAUUGUGUACGAUGUCGAUUCGUCAGAAUAUUCAAAAGUUACUAGGUUUCGCACCUUCUCGAGCAGCUAGUAAACAGGCUGGUGGAUUAUUUGGUCCAGCGCCAGGACAAUUUAAGUAAGAGUACAAUGUAAAAAGGAAACGGGAGAGAAUUGUUUUAAUAUAAUUUUAAUCGAAUAAAGAGCGAAGAUAUUGUUGUUUA
Molecule: messenger RNA, 732 nt
Organism: Hermetia illucens (black soldier fly)
Lineage: Eukaryota; Metazoa; Arthropoda; Insecta; Diptera; Stratiomyidae
Product: calcium load-activated calcium channel
Exons: 4
Coding region: 100-651 (183 amino acids)
Biological process (GO): endoplasmic reticulum calcium ion homeostasis
Cellular component (GO): endoplasmic reticulum; endoplasmic reticulum membrane; cytoplasm
Molecular function (GO): calcium channel activity
Source: RefSeq, a predicted model, not a curated record